AUGAAUGCCAGCGAUCUGGAUAUACGAGUGGCAAGAGGCCAACUGGAGAUACUAAAAGGACCAGAGUAUGAUUUCGGGGCAGCUACCUACAACACAGUCCUCGACUUUAAUGCCACCUUCGAAAAUGUCACUGGCUUGAACGCUACGAGCGGAGAUGCAUGGGACGACUAUAUUAAGUUGCUUCAAGAUCGAGCGCUGCUCGUUAGCUUCUUGCUCUUGUUUUCAAUGACGACAGUAUUCGGCAACAUGCUAGUCAUUCUAGCUGUCGUGCGGGAACGGUACCUACACACUUCCACUAACUACUUUGUGACGUCCCUUGCAGUAGCGGAUUGUCUCGUUGGUUUAGUGGUAAUGCCAUUCUCGGCAAUGUACGAAGUGUUAGAACAUACCUGGUUUUUCGGAGUGGAUUGGUGUGAUGUUUGGCGGUCAUUAGAUGUUUUAUUUAGCACUGCUUCCAUACUUAACUUGUGCGUGAUCUCUCUUGAUCGCUACUGGGCUAUUACUGACCCCAUAACAUAUCCAAUGAAAAUGAGCGGACGGAAAGCCGCUUUCCUGAUUGCGGCCGUAUGGGUAUGUUCCGGGACUAUAUCGUUUCCCGCUAUUGCGUGGUGGCGAGCCGUGCGAUUGGAGGAAGUGCCGGAUUAUAAGUGUCCGUUUACGGAAAACUUAGGAUACAUUAUAUUCUCAUCGACAAUAUCGUUUUAUUUACCUCUGUUUGUGAUGGUGUUCACUUAUUAUCGCAUUUAUCGCGCAGCGACUAUUCAGACGCGAUCAUUGAAAAUCGGCACAAAGUCGAUAAUGCGUCCGAGUGGCGAGUUAGAGUUGACAUUACGAAUCCACCGCGGGGGCACGGUGCGCCAGCGCAGCGACGCCUGUCACGGCGUGUGCACGCCCGAGGAGGCGGACCAGGAGCCGCUCACGGCACUGCAGAACAACGGCCUGUCUCGCUCUUCCACGCGUCUCACGAACGUUGCCACUCAUGGAAAACAUUUGCCAAAAAACUUUUCUUUGUCACGUAAACUCGCCAAAUUUGCGAAAGAAAAGAAAGCAGCAAAAACUUUGGGAAUAGUGAUGGGAGUGUUUAUAGUGUGCUGGCUGCCAUUUUUCGUAGUGAACCUGCUAUCGGGGAUUUGCUCGGCGUGCAUCGCGCACGAGGAGAUGGUCAACAUGAUUGUGACGUGGCUAGGCUGGGUCAACUCUUCCAUGAACCCGGUCAUCUACGCCUGUUGGAGCAGAGAUUUUCGUAGGGCUUUCCUAAGGAUCCUGUGCGUCUGUUGCCCGCGCAAGCUACGACGGAAGUACCAACCGCAGCUGCGCUCCAAGCAGUCACAGUAUCCAGUGUCCACAAUGAUGUACUCGUCGGUGUCGCAGCACGAGAUGUGCCGGUUGUGACGGCAGGCGCGCGCGGGCACGUGCCGGCUGCCGCGCGCGCGCUGCUCCUGAUGCCGGGACCCGUUGGAGCCGCGCCCGCGCUCCAACAGACGCCACUCGAGGCACCACCCCGACUCGUUUCGCAUGAGAACCUUGGAACAUUCCUUCGAUAAUCCCAUACCGUGCUUCGACCGGCACGCGUGCCCGGACU
Messenger RNA from Leguminivora glycinivorella, 1582 nucleotides. RefSeq names its product dopamine receptor 2-like (gene Dopr2). The record is from RefSeq and is a predicted model, not a curated record. Gene Ontology annotation, molecular function: G protein-coupled receptor activity. The transcript is spliced from 3 exons. Bases 1 to 1392 code for a protein of 463 amino acids. Lineage: Eukaryota; Metazoa; Arthropoda; Insecta; Lepidoptera; Tortricidae. Gene Ontology annotation, cellular component: membrane. Gene Ontology annotation, biological process: adenylate cyclase-activating adrenergic receptor signaling pathway.